UACUUCUUUCUUCUCGUUUUUGCCGCCGCUGUAAAACAAAUUGCAUUAAUAAUGGAAGGAGGAGGAAAAUUAGGAGGAGAACAGAACAAUACCCUCAGUGUGAAAGAUGUGUUUCAGGAUUUCAAGGGCCGACGUGCUGCUCUUAUUAAGGCUCUCACCACUGAAGUGGAAGAAUUUUUUAAGCAGUGUGAUCCUGAAAAGGAGAACUUGUGCUUGUUUGGACUCCCAAACGAGCAAUGGGAGGUUAAUAUGCCUGCUGAAGAAGUACCACCAGAGCUUCCAGAGCCUGUUCUUGGUAUUAACUUUGCUAGAGAUGGGAUGCAAGAAAAGGAAUGGCUUUCCUUAGUUGCCGUCCACAGUGACGCUUGGUUGCUUUCUGUUGCCUUCUUUUAUGCUGCUAGAUUUGGAUUUGAUAAGUCCGACAGGAAGAGGCUCUUCAACAUGAUAAAUGAUCUGCCUACUGUAUAUGAAGUAGUGACUGGUGCUACAAAGAAGCAACAAAAAGAAAAAUCUACAGUCUCUAACCAUAGAAGCAACAAAUCCAAGCCAAACUCCAAAAAGAAGGCAGCAGAGUCUCAAGGAAAGUUUACAAAGUUGCUACAAAAAUAUGAAGAAGAAGAAGAAGAAGAAGAAGAAGAAGAAGAAGAAGAAGAAGAAGAAGAAGAAGAAGAAGAGGGAUUGGAUGAGAAGGAGGACGAAGAGGUGCAAGGUGAGACACUAUGCGGGGCAUGUGGGGAGAAAUAUGCAGAGGAUGAAUUUUGGAUAUGUUGCGACAUUUGUGAAAUGUGGUUCCAUGGCAAGUGUGUGAAGAUCACCCCCGCCAGGGCAGAGUUCAUUAAGCAAUACAAAUGUCCGCCUUGCAGCAACAAGAGAGCGCGGACCUAGUGUUUAGAAUGUGGUGAAUGUAGAGUUCUCCUGCUGUUAGAUGCAUCUGACUGUUUAUGUUGGUCAGGCUAUUCAUUAUAUUUGGCUCUAAGUUGUGGGUCUCUAAUUGGGUAGGCCUCAUCUCUAUGUAUAGUUGGCUCUAACUAAGGGUCCUUAUAUGUUGGUUCUGUUUAAAUUAACGGUAGUUCAGUUAAACUA
Nicotiana tabacum (common tobacco) is the source of this 1083-nucleotide messenger RNA. RefSeq names its product PHD finger protein ALFIN-LIKE 4-like. The record is from RefSeq and is a predicted model, not a curated record. Gene Ontology annotation, molecular function: transcription coregulator activity; histone binding; transcription cis-regulatory region binding. NCBI's taxonomy places the organism in Eukaryota, Viridiplantae, Streptophyta, Magnoliopsida, Solanales, Solanaceae. Gene Ontology annotation, cellular component: nucleus. Gene Ontology annotation, biological process: regulation of DNA-templated transcription.